AUGAGACAGAACCCUCCUGAUCCUCUGUCAAUGAUUGACCUACAGCCUGACAUGGACACAGCUUUGACUGCCACAGGAACUACCACAAAAGCUGAGACUCUGCUUGAAAGCACAGAAGUGAGUGGCCAUCUUAACUACAGGUUUGAUAGGCAGAAGAGCCAUAAUGAGAUGCUGUCAGACAUCUACGAUGGGGAGAAAAGUUGCACCCGCACCAUACAAAUACAAUUCCAAAAUGCAAAGCAAACAAUAGAAGUUCAAAAACAGAAAAUCCUUCACCUGGAGGAUAAGGUUAACUCUCUGACAGAGGAGAGAAAUUAUCUUCGUGCAAGACUUGAAGAUGGUAAGUUACCCUCCAGCCAGUCACAUUGUACCCUACAUCAGUGUUUUGGAACAUUUGCAGGUCCCUCAGAAGGGGUACCUACACAGACUGCAACUACAAGAAAGAGCAGUACUUCUGAAUCUUCAAAUUUUUCAACUUCCGAGUCCUCUGAUUCUAAACCCCCAAAACAACAAAAAAAAGAAAGGGUUAAGGAGAAACACAGAGCGAAAAGACAUAAGAAAUCAAAGAAAUUGACUUCUGACUAUUCCAACAGAGAGAAGUUUGUUUAUUUUAUUUUUUCAGUGCAUACCCCAGAAGAAUCGCUGAAGAGGUACUACAAGGUAUUAAACCUUGUAAAACAGGGCCUGAGUAAGGCAGAGGCCUACAACAGACUAAACGUUGACAGGAACACAAUAGUCAUCCAGGCUCCAAUUGCAGAGUUAGCAGCAGCUAAUCCAGAAUCAUUCCGCAAGCUAAGGCAGAUGUUUAAAAAGGGAGAUAGCAUCCUGAAAUUUGCCGCGAGCUGUCUUUGUCUUUGUAAAGAAAAGGCCAAUGAGGAUGUGAUUAAACAAAUGAAAGAGGCAAAUGACCUGCUUGACAUAAAUAAAAAAUGA
Messenger RNA from Cyprinus carpio (common carp), 933 nucleotides. RefSeq names its product coiled-coil domain-containing protein 106-like. Gene Ontology annotation, cellular component: nucleoplasm. The transcript is spliced from 6 exons. Lineage: Eukaryota; Metazoa; Chordata; Actinopteri; Cypriniformes; Cyprinidae. The record is from RefSeq and is a predicted model, not a curated record. The coding region runs from base 1 to 933 and encodes 310 amino acids.